Molecule: messenger RNA, 6879 nt
Organism: Brassica napus (rape)
Lineage: Eukaryota; Viridiplantae; Streptophyta; Magnoliopsida; Brassicales; Brassicaceae
Product: growth-regulating factor 5-like
Exons: 9
Coding region: 755-1945 (396 amino acids)
Biological process (GO): DNA-templated transcription; regulation of DNA-templated transcription; developmental process
Cellular component (GO): nucleus
Molecular function (GO): ATP binding
Source: RefSeq, a predicted model, not a curated record
AAGAAAUUUGAGAGUAGAUGAAAGAGUAAUCAGAGAGACAAAAGCAUCAAGUGCUGCAGAAGAAGCAACAGAAACACUGGGCCUGAGUCUCUUCAGAUUUGCCAGUCUUUAUAGGACCACACUCUUCUUCCUCUUCCUUACAUUUUUAUCUAUCUAUUUUGACAUUUACAAUAUUGGAUAUUUUAAUGUUGUUUUGAUUUUACACUACAUGGCAAAUCUCCUUAAAAGCUCUUGCCCUCAUCUGACAUUUUUUUUUCUUUGCACAGUUUAUAUACCUCUCUUAAACUUUAGUUUAUGAAUAUUUGGUGAUAUUACUCUUUGGUUUAAUUGUUAACAAAUAUAAAUUAAUACCCCACCCCCUAAAAACCCCCUAUUUUUUUAUAGUAAUAAAAUGUGAUCACUUAUCUUCUGUAAUUGUAUAGUAAUCUAUAUUCUGUAAAUGACUUGAUCUUCCCUAAGUACAAAAUAGAGUAUAUAUAUAAAGGAGGGGCUAGCCUUUUCACAAGGUCGAAGCUAGCUAAUGUUCAUGCAAAUUGCAUCUGAGGAAUAUAUGCUUAAUUAGAGAGUGAAAGAGAGAUCAAACAAGAGAGAAAAAAGGGACAGAGAAAGUGGUCUUCCUUGUCUGUCUCUGUCCUAAACACAAGAACCCUAGCUAAUCUCUGAAUCUAUCAAGAAAGCUCUUUGUCUCUUCUUUUUCUCCUCCUUUGAUUUUGCUACAUAGCCCUUUGAGGAAAGCAAGAAACUAACACGAAAGAUGAUGAGCCUAAGUGGAAGUAGUGGGAGACCAAUAGGGAGGCCUCCAUUUACACCAACUCAAUGGCAAGAACUGGAGCAUCAAGCCUUAAUUUACAAGUACAUGGUCUCUGGCGUUCCUGUCCCACCAGACCUCAUCUUCUCCAUUAGAAGAAGCUUGGACUCUUCCUUGGUCUCUAGACUCCUCCCUCACCAACCACUUGGGUGGGGAUGCUACCAGAUGGGAUUUGGUAGAAAACAAGAUCCUGAACCAGGGAGAUGCAGGAGAACAGAUGGUAAGAAAUGGAGAUGCUCAAGAGAAGCACAUCCAGAUUCUAAGUACUGUGAAAAACACAUGCACAGAGGAAGAAACCGUGCCAAAAAAUCUAUUGAUCAGAGUCAGACAGCUGCUCCUUUAACAUCACCAUCUCUCUCUUUCCCCAACAACAUCCCAAGCCCCACCUUGUCCUCUUCUACUACUACUACUACUACUACUACUACUACUACUACUACUUAUUCUGCUUCUUCUUCAUCCCCUUUAGCUGAGGCUUACAGUAACAGCAAUAGGUUUGGUGUUGGUAGUAGUAACAAUAGAGGUUACUUCAAUAAUCAUUCCUUUGAUUAUCCUUACCCUUCAACUCCACCUAAACAGCAACAACAACAGCAACAAACUCUUAGUCAUGUUUCUGCUUUGUCACUUCAUCAAAACACAUCUACACCUCAGCUCAAUGUCUUUGCCUCUGCAACUGACCACAAAGACUUCAGAUAUUUUCAAGGGAUUGGGGAGAGAGUUGGAGUUGGGGAAAGAACUUUUUUUCCAGAAGCUUCUAGAAGCUUUCAAGAUUCUCCAUACCAUCACCAACAACCGUUAGCAACGGUAGUGGAUAAUCCGUACGACUGUACUACUGAUCAUAAGUUUGAUCAUCAUCAUACAUACUCAUCAUCAUCUCAACAUCAUCAUCAUGACCAAGAUCAUCGACAACAACAACAAUGUUUUGUUUUGGGCGCCGACAUGUUCAACAAACCCACAAGAACUAUCUUGGAAAACACAUCGAGACAAGAUUAUCUUAAUCAAGAAGAGGAAGAGAAAGAUUCAUCGGACACGAAGAAGUCCCUUCAUCAUUUCUUUGGUGAAGAGUGGACACAGAACAAGAACAGUUCAGAUUCUUGGCUUGACCUUUCUUCCCAGUCAAGACUCGACACUGCUGAUUGAUGAGGCCAGAUAGCAUCAGUGAUGGGUCUGCACCAACACACACACAAACACGUUUGAAGGGUCACAUUUCACAUCUAUUUCCGUGGAACAUUGAGACAGACAAGACACUGUUUGCAGAAACCCUAUAUGUAUACAUUAAUGUAAUGAUCUCUUUCUUCUCUCUAUAUGUCGUGUGUCUGUGUGUGUUUGUUAGGUCCCAACAAGAAAAUCGAUCCGACAUUUAUCUCUGCGUGUGUUUCUCCUGCUUUUUCCGGCUGCUGUUAUUUUUGUUCCAAGCUAUCGUUUUAUUUUAUUUUACAGUAUCUGAAAGAAACACUAUAUUGUUGAUUUGUUUCUUAGGAUGCAAGCAUCUUUAGUUGCUUAUGGAAUUAUAACUUGUUCUUUUCCUUCAUUUCUUCCAGUGUCAGUCUUUAUUUUCAUAGAAAUAAAUAGAAAACAAAAAUGUAUGCAAAAGGCAUAGUAAUCAUGGCUUAGUAAUUCGAAAUUUACUGUAAUCCUGGACGUAGCAUGUUCUUUAUGUAUAUACACAAAUCAAAUGACGUAUACAUACUCAAAAGUCUUGUGCCAAAACGAGUGAUCAAAACCAAAUAUAAUAGUAACAAUUUAAGAAAAUAUUCAACAAGACAGCUUUAUAGAUAUUGUCGUUUAUGGGAAAACAAUCAUAUGUUUGAGCAAAAAAGAAAGCUUAAACUGCUUUCUUACAUUUCUACUCAGGCCGGGUUCUGAAAAUCUAUAUAAAAACAAGGGCUGCAAGCCCAAAAAUAAAAUGGGCUGCCAUGUAGUAUUGAACCUGAGUGAAUUGUGUUACCAAAGUUUGACCAACUGAGCUACUGAUACAAUUAAUAAAUUACCAAUACAUUGAUAUCUAAACUAUACUAAAAGCUAAAUAUAAAGCCUUCUGAAGCAUCCCACGUCGGAUGAAAAAAUUGACCAAUCAGGAGAUCUCUUUUUGACACAUCAUCUGGGCUGUGGGUUGUUUUUUGUAAAAAGGCUUUCAAUUAAAAAACAAAGUACAAGAUGUGAUUUGUUAAGUCACAUAGUUUGAAAAAGUUUAGUACAUAAAGUAAGCAUUGAAAGAGCUAUAGAAACCCAAUGAGUUAGAACAACUCUUUAGUUUAACCAAACUUAAAAGGUUUCUUGUGCGCUUGAUUAGGAACCUCGACCCUUACGACCUCGGUUUCCUCGUCCACGAACGGUAUGCCAUUCCAUCUCUUGGUACCUUUGUGUACGCUUGAGCAGCCUACCCCCUCUUGACACACUUCCAUAUUCAUCCAUUUGCUCAUUAAUAUGGAAAUCACUUUCCAUAUUACCAUGCUCUUGGAUAAACUUGGUUGAGUGAGGGGUCAUGAUUGUUGGAUCAUUUCCUGAGGGUGUAGCACCCUCAUUACUGAUAAUAGCAGAUGGAACAUUGUCCAUAACUUGGGCUGGAGUAGUGUGAGCAGAUGGUGAACCUGCUAGUGUAGAGGCUGAAGUUGACUUGGCACUAGGAAACAAGUGUUCGAAAGCAAUGGAGCUAUCCUGAGGAGAAGUAGCUCCCUGAGGUUCUGAGGAAGUUUCUGAACCUCCGGAUUGGGAAGGAGAAUGAUGAGGCUGAAGCACUGUUGAAAAUUUAGCUACUGUUUGAAUUGGCAGUAUAUCUGUGCUCACCUUAGGCAUGUUGCUCGCUGGUGUCUCUUUACUUGAUGCAGUGUUUACCAACAAAGGAUUGAUAUCAACCACAGGAAUCUCCACCUCUUCCUGAUCUUGUUUACUUUCAUUAUUGAGAACCAACUUGUCUUCUUUAAGUAAGCACCUUUUUGCUUUGUGACCUAAGCUCCCACAUCUUUCACAAGUUGAUGGAAUCCAAGAGUAAACCACAUCAACCAAAAAUGUUACCAAGCUUAUCAUCCAAUGCAAUUUUUUUGGGAAAAUUCUUGUCAAGCUCAAUUUCCACUAAAAUCUUAGCCUCUCCUAUGUUGAACGGAUCCAGCCUUGGCUUAUGAGUAAGCAUAGGCUCACCAAGACCGGAAGCAAUGUGAGAAAUCCCGAGUCUGGAAUAACAACUUGUUGGGAUAUUUUUUAAAGUCACCCAAGCUGGGACAGUAGAGAUUUCAGGGAUUCUUAAUGAACCUACUGGAUUCCAAGGGGCCACAAACAUUAAGCAAUCAUCUACAUGCCAAACACUUCGUUGAAUAACCCAAUUCCUUGUCUCUUGGUGGGGAACAUGGAAAAGAUAGGAUGAUUCUCCUAAUUUCCGACUAACAAUUUUGCAACUUCUACCCCACAGACGGUUAACAACAGCAUGCGUUAGACCACCAGAAGGAAUAGAACAGCGAUGAAAUUGCCCGAUUACAUAUUCUCCUACGUUCUCAGGACCAAGUUCAAGUACCUUAGUUGGAAUGAUGAUCUCAGGGGUGCCAUCAAGUCUGAAAGUUGGUCUCGAAGCACGAAACAAGUUUCUGGAAGCCGGGUUCAUCCUUGCGGCCCAUGGAAAGCGAAGCGAGCCAUCUUCUUUUAGCUCUGGAGGCGGCAACUUUGAAACAGGGAGAUUCGGCAAUGAGGGAGGAGCUCCUUUCAGCAAAGAUUUCUUCUGCUUAAGGUUGGUACCUUCCUCCAGUGAAGGCCAAAAAUUUUCAAUCUGGCUCUGUACCAACUGAAAAUCAUAGCUGCGAGGCGUAGAUGGCUCAGGUGGUGUAGACGGAGGAGGGAACUUUAAAACAAGAGGCUUUGACCACGCUCCCAUAGAAGGUACAAAUGGUGCUAGUUCCUGUUCCACGGUCUCUUGAAUUUGUUGAUGAACAUCUGGUAGGCUUUCCAAUGGUAGCGUUGCAGGAGGAGUAUCUGGUAGGGUUGGAGGAGCUUCGUGAGGAAGAUUCGCGGUUGGAAGGCCGGGUGUUGCAGUCGGAACGCCAGAGAAUACGUCGUCACAGCAAGGUGGCGGAGGAGCCAUGGUCGACGAAGGAGCAGCAGAACCGUCGCUGUCAUGACACUGUGGCGACAAAACUUUCUUUCGAAAUGGAGGAAUCUCAGGUAAAUCCAUGCCAGAAAAAGGAGAUGAGAGAGAUUACUUGCGAAGAUGGUUCACCUUUACCGGAAGCAGCAGGCGACGUCUCCGCCGUCACGGAUUCGUCGAUUGUAGAGGAGUCGCUUAGUUAGGUUUCGAGAGCAAAGAAUUAGGGGCGCGUGUAAUUCACGAUUCGAUUCAAAGAAUGUGGGUUGUUGAGCUUCAAUUUUUUUUUAGCAGAAAUGUUGAUGUCAAUAGCCCAGUAAGCCCAUUCUGUUUGUUCUUAGCCUUCUUCGUUUCAUCUUUCACGAUCUGAGAGCAGAGAGAUUCAACGUUUCCCUUUCUCAUUAAGUAAGCAUAUAGGGAUUUGUUAUUCAAAUGAAAUCCAUCAAUAGCUUUCUUUGUAACGAUAUUGUCUGUCCCUCUUCCUUUCCGAUUUUUCAUAUCCAUGAUACAAAUCCCUCAGGAUAUCAGUGUAUCACCCUAUAUAUGCCGUCUUAAUACAUAUAUUUAUUUCACAUGAUUCACCACAACCUAAUCUCCUCGAGCUCGAAGCUCCCAACAAGAUCUACGGUUUGUAAACAUUUUUCUGACGAUUAAAAAUCAAAAUUAAGUUUUAAGUCUUGGAUUGGAGUCUGAAGACGGGGAGCUGAGACUUCGGAUCUGAAGAUUGUCUUGCUACCAGUAAAAAUUCACAAGUCGAAGGCUUGGUGACGUCUACGACCUCAGUUCUGGCUGAUUCUGAUCGAAAACCGGAGGAAGCAGACUAAACCUACAGAAGUCGCUAAACUGAUUCAUGUUCUAGCUUCUGAAGCUGCACAGAUGGUGCACGACUUUGCAUGUUUCACAUUACUGUGUGGCGUGGUGUCCUGUAAACUGAGCUUCUAAGGAGCUAGAUGGAGAAUUCAUGAAGAUUAUGUUAUGUACAGAAUAUAUGAACCCACCUUCGUCAGGGGCGUGUGUCAAAUCCGCAGUUCUUUGGCUACACAGCAUCCCGCCAUACAUGGUUUAUUGAUUGGAUGCAUUGUUUCUUCUGAUGAACUGGUACCGGUUAAUGGCAACAAACUCUUUCAAUGAUCGAGGUUCAGUUUCUGCCAACAAAAAAGUAGAAUCCAAUGAGAAAUCUGCCAAAAGAAAGAGAACGAAUCGGUACAUAGGAUUAGGCUGCGUCCUUGGGAAAAUUGGGCCGCUGACAUAUGUGAUUAUAGAAAAGGCUCUCGAGAAUUGCUUUGAACAUUCAACACCGCUCAGGAAUAAUCAAGAGCUUAUGAUGUAACUGCAUGCAGGAUCCGUGGUGAUAAAUCUAAGGUAGAUUUUUCAGAGGAGAUAAUCCCUUGCGUCUCCAAGAAAUGUCAUACUCCUAAGACAUCUUAAGAAGCCAAUGGCUAAGCCAAACAAAAGCUCAACGCCGUCAACACAUCUGAGUCAGUACUGCAACAACUCUUUUGAAAACAUGAGACACGACUGCUUUGGUGAUAUGAGUUUCGUGGAAGAGAAGCUUCAGAUGUACACCAAUCAGUUCGAGUUAAUAAACUCUUUCUCUGUUGGAGAUAACAACAAAUACCAGUAUUCCAGCUCUGAUCAGGGUAGUAACUCAUUCGACUGCUCUUGAAUUUGGGUGGAGAGAUCACGAGCCAAGUUCUCUGCAAAGCUAGAUAUGUUGGGAGUUGGAGGCGUUUCAGGCAUAUGUAUACCCUUGAGAUUUGGAUUUUCACGGGAUGACUGGGAGAAGAUGUAGAGAGAAUACAAGCAGCCGAAGAACUGAAGCCAUAAGAGGUAACUGCCAGUGAGGUCUUGCAAGGGAAUGUGGAUUUAUUUUCCGAAGAUGAAUUAGAAACAGUUUUGAUAAGAUUUUGACAGCCGUAUAUUGGUAUAGAUUUUUAUCAUAAUCAUAAAAAGAAAAAAGUGUAAAUUCUUUGUUUGGAAAAUAAAAUUAGGAAUUUAUCGAUCA